Molecule: messenger RNA, 3918 nt
Organism: Dendroctonus ponderosae (mountain pine beetle)
Lineage: Eukaryota; Metazoa; Arthropoda; Insecta; Coleoptera; Curculionidae
Product: influenza virus NS1A-binding protein homolog
Exons: 10
Coding region: 566-2704 (712 amino acids)
Molecular function (GO): protein binding
Source: RefSeq, a predicted model, not a curated record
AUUCUCACACUCGAGAUUUACUAAUCAGUUUCCAUGUCUAGCUAGAUAAGAUUCAAGAUUUUUCUCUUCGAAUCGAGCCAAAUGCAGAAUUGCCGACCAGAAUCUUCGCACAUUGAUAAAACCCUCUAAAGCCAAGCAUUAAUUGAUGCAAACAAUGAAAUCAAAUGAACGCGAUAUGGAAAUUCUCACGAACGACACUGAUGUCGUCGGUUAUUUGUUUAACCUUAAGGUUCAUGUUAAUCGUUGAUAGGAGGACCCCUUUGUGCAAUUAGAAGAGAUUGGCUGGUUCGCAGUAUAAACGAAUUCUGUUUUUGAUAAUGAUGAAAUGAAACAAAUUGCUUGAUUGCUGGUAGAAGGCCGCAAAUCUCCAUCAAAUCAACGUGCAAAUAUUGAAACAGUGUAUGUGUUAGACAAAUUUACAUUUAGCAUCGAUUAGUAGCAGCAGAUUUGAAAUUCCACCGAACGCUUCGUGGAUUUCCAAGGUGACAAUUAGAGAGUGAUCGAUAUUCAAGUAUUCGAUGGUGUGACGAUCGAGACGGAGCAUCUGAACGGCGAAGGCACCGCAAUGGAGCCUACGGAAUUGGAGCAGCACGAAGAGGAGCCGAUUCUUCAGCUGGAGUUUCUCGACGAAGUCCAUCACUCCUCCAUGUUGAAGUCGCUGAACAUGAUGCGAAAAAAUCGUCACUUCUGUGACGUCAUCCUUCACGUGGGAAACACGGAGAUUCAUGCCCAUCGAGCGGUAUUGGCUAGCGCCUCUUCCUUCCUCUUUGAACUGUUCACCAAUGAUCAAGACCAGAACCAGAAGAGGCUGGAGAAUGUGAUCACUUACAAGCUGAAUGGGGGUUUUGAUCAAAAUGCCCUGGAAAUUCUCACCGAUUAUGCCUACACAGCCAAGCUGAUAGUUAAAUACACUCAGGUGAAAGCGGUCUUUUUAGCCGCAAAGCGCCUAAAGAUGGAACGAGUGGUGAAAAUUUGCGGCAAUCACCUGAUUAAGCAUAUCACUGUGGAUAACUGCAUUGAAGUCCGGUCCUUGCCAGGAAUUGCCAGGAACAAGGACUUCAUCCAGCAAAUCGACACCUUUAUAACCCAAAACUUUGCAGAAAUCGUGAAAAGCAACAAUCUGCUGACGUUGUACUGUGCUAAAAUCGAGGUGCUGAACCAGUCAAAGGAGGAAAUGUCGUUUGUGAAUCAGAGCGCGUUGUGUCGACUGGUGCUGGAAUGGAUCAGAAGACAGAUCAACGAACAAUCGCUCAACAAAGACACUCUUUCUGAGAAAACCUUCAUGCUGUAUUUAGCAAUUGAUAACUCGCUGCAGGACUGCAUGAGUUUACCAUCUGGCGAUGUGAGCGACACCGAAAUCGUUCAGGAUUAUAAGAAGAUGUCGCUGAAGAACACAUCCAAGAUCAAAAUCAAGCCGCUUGGCCAACCGUCCAAGCCAAGAAUUUUGAUCUACAAUCGGGAAAUAGGCGAAGAACUGGAAAACGAAAUCGAGCCCGAUUGGAAUCUCAUUGCGGCCGAAAGCGUUGGCGAGCACAGCUUUCUGGCUCUGGUCACGCUGGCUGGAAAACUCGCCACUCUUUCCAUUCAACUAAGACUGAAUCCCCCACAAACGCCCUCGCCGACUCUCACUCCGGAUGCCAGCCGAUGUCAGAGCGAGGAGAAGCCCGAUCUUUAUUGCGCCCUUACCAAUAUGUCUUCGCAAAGAUGCGCCCAUGGUUGUGCAGCUUUUAACAACACUUUCAUAGUUUGCGGUGGAUACGAUCGGGUCGAAUGCCUGCGUUCAGUCGAACAAUACAUCCCUGAGGCAAAUGUCUGGAAAGCGUUGCCGCAGAUGCGGGAAAGUCGAGGACGAUUCAAGAUCGUCGUUGUGAAUAAGAAGGUAUACGCAAUUGGCGGAAGUAACGGCAGCACUGAGCUCGAUUCGGUGGAAAUGCUCGAGAUGGAGAACAUUGGAAAAUGGGCCAAAGUUCCUGCCAUGCCCAUUGCCAGGAGCAACAUGGGCGUGACUGCGCUGAAUGGUCUGAUUUACUGUGUGGGAGGCUGGAAUGGACAAGUUGGGUUGAAACAGUGCGACAUUUUCAAUCCGGACACGCAAAAAUGGAGCACAAUCGCCCCCCUUAAUACCGGUCGGUAUCAAGCUGGCGUGACAGUGUUCAAAAAUUUGGUGUACGCAAUCGGAGGCUGCGACUCCUGGAACUGUCUGGCAUCAGUGGAAAUCUACAACCAUGAAGAUGACACGUGGAAAGUGUCGAAACCCAUCAAUACAGCCCGUCGAGGUUGCGGCGUCGCCGUUUUCAACGACAAACUGUACGUGGUGGGGGGCUCUGAUGGCAGUCACUCAUUGAAUACGGUCGAAACGUUCGACGAAGAAGCCCAAACCUGGUCGGUUGGACCGAGCAUGACCACCGCACGAGCCAAUGUUGAAGUCACUGUUGUUGGUGGCCGAUUAUAUGCAGUUGGCGGUUUCUCCGGCAAAACCUUUUUAAAUACGAUUGAGUAUCUGGACCCGAAAUCGAACGAGUGGACCACGUUCAUCCCAAAAGGCACAUGUGAUGCGAUCGCCAGGCGAAAGCCCAGAAGCCGGAGAAAUUCGCGAAAAAGUGUGUCGGAAGAUACGCAGAAAUCCAGCUUGUUGCCUUCUCCGUCAGAGAUCUUCAGAAGUCUGAUCAACGGCACUGAGAAGAAGGAAAACGGCCAUUCGUAAUAGCUACCAGGUACCACGUAAGUAAUCUUGUAUAAACCUAAAAGUAUUAAUUAAGUAAGGGAAUAUUUUUACUAAAUCGGUGUACUACUGCGCUGUUUAUCCAUUUAUAUAGUUUAUGAUAAGGAUGUUAGUGGUUUGCACCAAUUUCUCCAUAUGUAAGUAAUAUACAGAGGGAAAGACAAUACGAUUACGUUUUGUAUAUCAGGCACCAUCGACUGCAAUAGCUGGAAAGUUCAACUAUUUUUGGAAAAAAGUCAUAUUUUGCUAGGACAAUUCAACUACCGAGAUUUUGUAUGUUAGGCGCCUUUCUAGCAAUUUGUACCGCCUUAUAGAUAAGAUUUAUUAGCAAUAUUCUUUAUGGAAUUACGAAAUUGCAAUUUCGUUUGCACGAAAGUUAAAAUGUCGCGCUUUUCCAGCCAAAAAGAAUAUUGUUUUUAAAUCUAGCAUCAUAUUAUUUCCUAAGAAAAAGGUCAUCGACCACAUUGAUCUUUCUGCCCAAAUGUAUUUACAACUAAAUUUUUAAAAACUAAACUAUCAUUAAGAUUGUAUAAACUAAACUAUGAUAAUACUACACUUAUUGGGUUACGUGUGGGUUCAUAGCGGGUUCUUUUUUCAUUUGGUUUUAGUCUGUCUGUUAUUUUUAACAAGCACGUGCGUUCGUACAGUAAUUCUUUUUGGAUUGAUUGUGUAGUGGGUUUUCCGGCAGUUUUGGCGCAAUUUGUUCGGUUGUUUGCAUGUGUUCUUUCAGGUUUCUGUCCGGGAAUUUUAUUAAGUUUGUGGUGACUUGUGAUUCCUAGGUAUAUAGUAUCGCAAUGAAGUAUAUUACCUUACCAACUAAGCAAUGCACUCUUUCCUAUCAUAUUACAUAGGUUAUUUUGUGUAAUUAGGGGCUCAACUUUAGCGAUAAAUCUCAAGUGUAAGGGCGCAUCGGAAUCGGAAUUUGCCCUCUUUUAGUUUGGGACACUUCGGCGCUCUUUGCAUAUAAUUUUCCAUUUUUUAUACCUGAAUACUCUCGAUUUUGCGGAUCUUCAGCAGGAAACCAUCCUUCAGUCUUUCAAAAAGACGUUCACUCAGUAUGGUGGGUUCACUGUUGUGAAACGCUGCAUUUCGAAUGUUUAGACGUUGGAUGCUUUCCUGCACCUGAUUGAUUGAUUAAGGAUUUUAUAUCAUUUACUAUGUUUGUUUGAAAUUUCAAUAAAUCGUUUCAAAAUGUU